Messenger RNA from Tarenaya hassleriana, 786 nucleotides. RefSeq lists its product as uncharacterized. The transcript has a single exon. Gene Ontology annotation, cellular component: nucleus. Gene Ontology annotation, biological process: chromatin remodeling. Bases 1 to 786 code for a protein of 261 amino acids. The record is from RefSeq and is a predicted model, not a curated record. NCBI's taxonomy places the organism in Eukaryota, Viridiplantae, Streptophyta, Magnoliopsida, Brassicales, Cleomaceae.
AUGAAUCCAAAUCAUAUAAACGUUGGGGUGUCCUCUACUUACGACGCACUGCAUCGGAGCCCGGGUGUAGUGAAAAAUAGGCAAGGGUGUAGGGCGUCCCCCGAAUGCGACGUGCCAUAUCGGCGUCCGGAUGUGGUGCUAAAUAGGCAAGGGUUCCCACAUCGUGGACGAAUGUGGGUAAAGAAGUUAGUCCAAAGUGUCGAUGUUACUAAAAGCCAAAGUAGGGGAGGUAAUAGGCAGACUUACAGGAAAGGAGAUAUGAAACUCUCGAUGGAACGAAAAGUUAGGGUAGGUACUUGGAAUAUUGGAUCGCUUACGGGAAAGUUGAUGGAACUUGUGGACACAAUGAGUAGAAGGAGAGUGAACAUUGCUUGCAUCCAGAAGACAAAGUGGGUAGGAGAGAAAAGUAAGGAGAUUGGUAAUACGAGUUCUAGAUUAUGGUAUUCGGGUCAAGAACGAAAUAGGAAUGGAGUAGGCAUUAUCUUAGAUAGGUCUCUGAAGGAGUCGGUGGUUGCAGUAAAACGGGUAGGCGAUAGGAUCAUACUAGUGAAAUUAGUUGUAGAAGGAGAAGCUAUCAAUGUGAUUAGCGCUUAUGCCCCGCAAAUAGGAUUAGAUAGCGAAUGUAAGGAGAAGUUUUGGGAGAACAUUGAUAAACUUAUGCAAAGUGUAUCGUCCGAAGAGUCUAUUUUUAUCGGUGGAGAUUUAAAUGGACAUGUCGGAAAGGAUCGACAAGGAUAUGAAAUGGUACAUGGAGGGUUUGGCUAUGGGAGUAGAAACGAAGAAUGA